Molecule: messenger RNA, 2028 nt
Organism: Octopus sinensis (East Asian common octopus)
Lineage: Eukaryota; Metazoa; Mollusca; Cephalopoda; Octopoda; Octopodidae
Product: SPRY domain-containing SOCS box protein 1
Exons: 4
Coding region: 663-1493 (276 amino acids)
Biological process (GO): intracellular signal transduction; proteasome-mediated ubiquitin-dependent protein catabolic process
Cellular component (GO): SCF ubiquitin ligase complex
Molecular function (GO): protein binding
Source: RefSeq, a predicted model, not a curated record
UAUAAUAUUUAGAUACAAACACAAUUCUGUUUCACAAAUGAAAUUAUUUACCAAAAGGAAAGAAAAUAAUCACAAAAAUAAAGCUAUCAAAGAAAUUGAAGAAUCAAAUAUUCAAAAUAUAUAUAAGCAAACAAAAACAAGGAAUCCAUAUUAAUUGAAAGGAAAUUAAGGCAGUAAAAAUAUAAUGAAUACUAAUAGUGAUAUAAUGAAUAAUAAUAAUAUUAAUAAUAAUAAUAAUAAUAAUGAUGAUAUUAAUUAUGAUGAAGAAAACACUAAUAAUCUGUAAUCUACACCAUGGAUACAUUCGGUCAUCAAGUGGAAAGGAGUAAAUGAAGAAUCUGUUUCUACUGUAUGGAGUAGACUACAAUCUACGAGGAAUGAACACCCAGUCUUGGAGGGAAUAACAUCAGUUGUUGGUUGUUCUUUUGUUAUUAAUCUCCUGGACCGAAAUUUGGGUGUAAUGUACCCACCGGUGAAACAUCAGUACUGCAUUUUGUGAUCUCCUUGUAUUGCUUUGCAGAUUCAAAUGAUAUUUUCAACUUUGCAAUGUAUUUCGAUGAUGGUUCUGUUUGUGUUGGUUUAACUCUAACCCACUGCCAGACAACUUCACUGCUGCUCUUGCUGCUGCUGCUGCUGCCGGUCAGAGAAUUUACUCUGGACUAAUGAACAUGGGGCAGAAAGUGUCGGGUGGCCUAAAGACUAUAUCAAGAGAGCCAACAUAUAAAGUUCUGAACAAGGAACAGGCUUAUAAUCCAGAUUUUCAGAAGCCAAGUCGCCUGGACAUGUUGCUGGACAUGCCACCUGUACCGUUUGAAGUUCAAAUUUCUCAUGCUUGGAACGCGGACGAUAGAUCAUUAAACAUAUUCGUUAAGGAUGACGACAAAACUACAUUUCAUAGACAUCCUGUUGCUCAGAGUACAGACUGUAUCCGUGGGAAAGUUGGAUAUUCACGUGGCUUGCACGUCUGGGAAAUUGUUUGGAGUACACAACAGCGGGGAACACAUGCAGUUGUAGGUGUAGCGACACUAGAUGCACCGCUGCACUGUGUGGGAUACCAAUCUUUAGUCGGAAGUAACCAUGAGUCAUGGGGAUGGGACCUAGGACGCAACAAACUUUAUCAUGAUGUAAAGAAUAACCCUGGAGUGUCUUACCCUAAAUUGCCAAACUCCGAGGAAAAUUUCUAUGUACCGGACAAUUUUCUUGUUGUUUUAGACAUGGAUGAAGGUACAUUAAGCUUUGUUGUGGAUGGACAGUACCUAGGGGUGGCAUUCCGUGGCUUAAAAGGAAAGAAACUUUUUCCAAUUGUUAGUGCUGUAUGGGGACAUUGUGAAAUAACUAUACGCUACAUUGGAGGACUGGAUCCUGAGCCUUUACCUCUUAUGGAUAUCUGUCGACGGGUUAUUCGUCAACAACUCAACAAGAACAGACUGCAUGAAAUCCACAAGCUUCCACUUCCUCGAUCAUUGAAAAGUUAUCUACUUUAUCAGUCCUAGCUGAUUAUGGCUGGAAUACGGCUCUCACAGACGAUGUCAGCGACGACGACAGCGUGGCGUUAUCGGCGUCCUCCUUCUCCUCCUUGGAACUUAUCUCAUGUUCAUAUGUACAGCAUCAAAGUCUGGCUUUAAGCAUAUAGCCUAAAAUUAUCGCUCAACCUUGACAUCGGAAUCCAAUAAAAAAAUAAAUAAACCAAAAAAAACAAACAAACAAACAAACAAAAAAACUAUACAGCAUCUAUGUCCCAUUGAAGAAAAAGUCAGACAAAAACAAAAUGUUACCUUUUGUACCGAAAAUGCUUUUGGUAGCUUGGAUAUGUCUGGAGAGGUGCCAGAGAUUCAGUCCUCCUAGAACUUGGCUGGUUGUCUUCUUUUUUUUUUUAAUUCUAAUUUUUUUUUUCGAUUUUUAUUUAAGGGUUAUUUGAUAAGAGCAGUCUAUUUUGAUAAGAGGAAACAGAUGAAAAAACAAAAAAGAUUCCUAUCUCUUGGGGAUGAUCUGGGAAUCGGUCCAGUGUUGUUUUGGAAUGACAAAAUU